GCGGCGGGAGCGAGCCAGCGAGCGAGCGAGGGAGGGAGGGAGGGAGGGGCCGCGCCAUGCCGCGACCGGAGGAGUCGCUGGACCUGCGGGUGAGGAGCCGGAGCCGCGCCUCGGGCCCGUGCCGGGGGCCCCGCCUCGGAGACACAAUGGCGCAACUUGAUUCUGAGGUGAAAGAAGAGCGGUUGAGAGAAGACUUGAGAUUUUACUUCAUGAACCCCUGUGAGAAAUACCGGGCCAGACACCAGAUUCCGUGGAAACUGGGUUUGCAGAUUUUGAAGAUACUCAUGGUCACCACACAGCUCGUUCGAUUUGGCCUAAGUAACCAGUUGGUGGUUGCUUUCAAAGAAGAUAACACUGUUGCUUUCAAGCACUUGUUUUUGAAAAACUAUUCUGGCACAGAUGAAGAUGACUACAGCUGCAGCAUUUAUACUCAAGAGGACGCCUAUGAGAGCAUCUUUUUUGCUAUUAAUCAGUAUCAUCUACUGAAGAACAUCUCCCUGGCGACUCUUGAUUAUGGAGCAAAUGAAGACAACAGGAUUGGCUUAAAAGUCUGCAAGCAGCAUUACAAGAGAGGAAGCGUGCUGUCUUCUAACGAGACCCUGAACGUUGACAGAGACAUCGAGAUAGACUGUGUUCUCCUAGACCUCCCAACACUUGCCGACAGCUCUCAGGCCUGGAAGCAGUCUGCUUUCUUCAAACUGGAGUUUUACCGACUCUUGCAAGUUGAAAUCUCCUUUCACCUCAAAGGCAUUGACCUUCAGAAGAUCCAUUCCCGAGAGUUACCAGACUGUUACGUCUUUCAGAACACGGUCGUCUUUGAUAAUAAAGCUCACAGUGGCAAAAUCAAAGUCUAUUUUGACAGCGAAGCCACCAUUGAAGAAUGUAAAGCCUUGAACAUAUCUGGACCUGCUCAGAGAAACAUUCCGUAUGUACUGGUGUUCGACACGUUUGUCAUUUUGAUUUGCUUGGCAUCUCUUGUCCUGUGCACCAGAUCCAUUGUCCUCGCCCUAAGGUUACGGAAGCGAUUUCUAGAUUUCUUCCUGGAGAAGUACCAGAGACAUGCGUGUGCUGCUGACCGGUGGGAGUUUGUCAAUGGAUGGUAUGUCCUGGUGAUCAUCAGCGACCUGAUGACCAUAGUUGGAUCUGUACUAAAAAUGGAAAUCAAAGCAAAGAAUCUCACGAAUUACAAUCUCUGCAGCAUUUUGCUGGGGACAUCUACGCUCUUCGUCUGGGUUGGAGUCAUCAGAUAUCUGGGUUAUUUCCAAGCAUAUAACGUGCUCAUAUUAACCAUGCGAGCCUCUCUGCCGAAGGUUCUCCGGUUCUCUGCCUGUGCUGGCAUGAUUUAUCUGGGCUACACGUUCUGUGGCUGGAUUGUUUUAGGACCAUACCAUGACAAGUUUGAAAAUCUGAACAUAGUCGCCGAGUGCUUGUUUUCUCUGGUCAACGGCGAUGACAUGUUCGCAACGUUUGCUCAGAUUCAACAGAAGAGCACCCUGGUGUGGCUGUUCAGCCGUCUGUACCUAUAUUCCUUCAUUAGUCUUUUCAUAUACAUGAUUCUCAGCCUUUUCAUCGCACUUAUUACAGAUUCUUAUGAUACUAUUAAGAAAUAUCAGCAGAAUGGCUUUCCUGAGACGGAUCUGCAGGGAUUCCUGAAGGACAAUAACAGCAAGGAGCAGCCCACAAACGAGGCCCUGGCCUGCCUGUCCUGUACCUGCUGCCUGAGAAGGAGAGGAAGUGAUGACCCCUUGAUACUUAUUAACUAAGUUCUUCUGAGAAGGCGAGAAUUUCAGGCCUCCUGUUCCAGCUGCAAUGCCAAGGGACCUCCAUCACCCUGGACCAGCACUCCUACAAGGAUUGUCUUACUUGUGGACCGAGAAAGAGGAACAACUGUCAGCAGGCUGACCACGUCUGAAGUUCCAAAGUUACUUUUUUAUAAAUUUGGAGAAUGAAGAGUAGACUGCAGGCUACUGCUGGACAUUAGAGCCCUUGAGCAGUGACAAUGAAAUUGUCAAUUUGUCUGUUAAUUUAUGACAUGAUAAGAGUCAUAAGUGAAGAAGUCACAUUUUGGAAUGUACAAAACAAAGAUAUUUAAAGUUUUAUAUUUAAAGAUGUGUGUUUGUUGUCAGGGAAGGGUUUGUUUUAAAAGCGAUUCUUGGGUUCGAAGACUUCUUGUUAUUUUAUGACUUCCACAGAAGUGUAGUUGGUUGUGAAAGCCACUUAAGAGACCAUACUUAAUCAUCAAAGAGACAUCUUGGAGUAGACAUUUUUCCACCUAUUUUCCUGUGAGUUUUCUUCUUCAGCAUACAUGAAGUGAGUGCUGGCAUGGUCGAUGAGCUAACCUGAAAACAGAAUAUAUGUCACUUGUGCUAAUUCUUGGUUAUACACACAUGACAUGUGACUGUAAACUACAGCACUCGUCAUUCAUCUUUUUUUCCCAUAAUUUUAUUGAUAAACAAAUAGCGAUGAGACAGUUUCAAAUCGUCAUUCAUCUUAACACAUGAUCUCCCCUGUGCUGGACACAAAACUUUGUCAAGCAAGGAAAUAUGGUAUAUUUUUCCAUAAAUAAAUUUAUUU
Molecule: messenger RNA, 2574 nt
Organism: Octodon degus (degu)
Lineage: Eukaryota; Metazoa; Chordata; Mammalia; Rodentia; Octodontidae
Gene: Mcoln2
Product: mucolipin 2
Exons: 14
Coding region: 57-1763 (568 amino acids)
Cellular component (GO): lysosomal membrane; plasma membrane
Molecular function (GO): NAADP-sensitive calcium-release channel activity
Source: RefSeq, a predicted model, not a curated record